GUAAUCAAAUCAACAUAGAGACAAUAAUUCUUAGGGUCAGUGAGGCGGCAAACAAUAUUCAGGCAUGUGUGGUCGUUGUCUGGAAACAUACGUUCAAAUAUGUAUGAUAAUGUUAUACAUAGCAUAAAAACAUGACUAAAACUUGUUUUUUUUUAUGAUUACAUUUCAUUCCUGGUAUAUUGUAUUGUUGGAGAGACUAGAUACUUAUUGUCUCUGACCUUUCAAUGUUUCAGUUCGAGUCAGUUUUUUUUUAGAAUUUUUUUUAGAAAUAGCCUGAUAUGAAAAGCUCCUUGUUUUGGGGGUCUGAUAGCUCACUAAUCCCCUCAUUGUGACUCUCACAUGAUGAAAAAAAUGUCAGGCCUCACAGCACUUUGAGGCUGAACACAGCAGGGUCUCUCAGUAUCAGCGCUCUGUUUUUUUUCCGCUGCAGCAAAUAUUCUCAUGUUUCAUUUCAACUUGAGCUACUCUGAGGAGCUAAAACCACAGGAUCGGUUGUCUCCAACUGGAUGACAAUAUGCGACGAUAUUUACCCGUAAAGAAGCUUGAGUGGCUCUGGUCCAGGAGAGACGAUGGGCAGAAUGAGUCCAGCCCACUUAUUCCAAAGUCAGGUGCUGCAAAAGUGGAGGAUGAGGAGCUCGGCCAUGUUGACAGUGAAUAUCAAACAGGGACGCCCAGCGAUCGGGAUCGCAACAGUCCUACAAGAAUCCGACCUCAUUACAGUUAUUCUUUGAUGGAUUAUUUCCUAAAAUACUUCCUGUUCCUGUGCAACCUGCUCUUCACAGUCUUGGGUCUGGUGGUUCUUGGUUUGGGGAUCUGGGGCCUCACCAGCAAAGAAUCGUUUGCCCAGGAGAAGAUCGGAGCUAUCGGCACGGAUCCAAUGCUGAUACUUUUGACCCUGGGCUUUCUGCUCACUCUGCUCUGUCUGACGGGGUGUGUUGGUGCUUUAAGAGAGAACAGCUGCUUGCUGAAGAUGUUCUCUGUUAUAGUGCUGGUGCUCAUCACGUUCGAGGUGCUGUUUGUAAUCGUGGCCUACACUGUGCAGGAUCAGAUCGAAGGAUAUCUGCGGUCAGGGAUGCUAGCCGCCAUGGCGGGCUAUCAAGACGAUCUGGACCUGAGGUUCAUCACAGAUGAGAUCCAGUUGGGUCUGCAGUGCUGCGGGGUCGACACCUACCGGGACUGGGAGGUGAACAUAUAUUACAACUGCUCAGCUCCGGGAGUUUUGGCGUGUGGCGUCCCUGCAACGUGCUGCGUGGACCCUUUGGAGAACGGGACGAUGUGGAACUCACAGUGCGGCGUGGGAGCACAGCUCCUGGACGAGUUUACGGCUCAGAGUGUGAUCUUUCUGGGGGGUUGUCUGGGCGGAAUCUCUCGUUGGAUCGAGCAGCAUGAGGGCCUGAUCGGGACAGUCGGGGUCGUCGUCGUUGGGGUUCAGAUUCUUGCCGUGCUCGUCGCAACAAGACUGUUGGAAAACAUUCACAGGCAUAAAGUUCACGCAUGACGUAAAUAUGGCAUGAAGUCAUCAGAGUCCUGGCUGUUUCUUUUUUCAGUUCUGGGCUCCAUAGUUAGACACGUUUUAUAUUCAGAUUGCAUAAACAGGGUUUAUAAGUUGGAAACGAAAUAGAAACACAUCUAAUGUACUGUAAAUACGUUCCUCUUCCUACAUAAAAGGAUGGUGAGUUACCGUGAGCAGUCACUAAAAAUUAGUGAUUAUUUGUUAUGGAAAGAUUUUUCACUUUUUUUCUUCUGACUCUUCAUCCAUACGGCAAAGUCAUUAACCUUCAUCAACCUUUGGCGCAUGAUCAGUUUUUUAUUAUUUUUAUGUAUUUAUUGUUUCACAAAAUAUAAACUCUGUCAGGAAGCAGUAUGAAUGGUAUUUUACAGCCAAAAAAUACACUAUAGCUUAUACUGAGGUCUGUGAUGGUGGGAUCUGGGCUUUAUGUUAACUAUUAGAGUUGUGAAGUUAUGCUUAAUGGCACAAGUUGUUUAAAUAAAUCCUGAGAUACUAAAUUAUUAAAUUAUAAACUGAUAAUUAAAUAGUAGUUAUUGGAUUUCAUGUUUUGUAAUAAAAAAAAAUAUUGUUUAAUGAUAAAUCCUGCUGUUUGGUAAUGAUAACAAAGCAAACUCUCUGAAUCAUGUUAAAAAGUCAAAGCUUUAUUUUGAGUAUAAAAACACAGUGCUGACCGAAUCUCCUGCUGGCCAGUAACUAAGCUAUCAGCUGCGUCUCCGUCUGCAGCCACAGGCAAUGACACAAGAACAGCAGUGGUGUUGUAGAGCGUGAAAAUGGCAGCUUGAGAGUCUCAGGAAAUACAUUUGUCAUA
This is a messenger RNA of Poecilia latipinna (sailfin molly), 2318 nucleotides long. RefSeq names its product tetraspanin 10 (gene tspan10). The transcript has 3 exons. Gene Ontology annotation, cellular component: plasma membrane. Bases 515 to 1498 code for a protein of 327 amino acids. Lineage: Eukaryota; Metazoa; Chordata; Actinopteri; Cyprinodontiformes; Poeciliidae. The record is from RefSeq and is a predicted model, not a curated record.